Rhizoctonia solani is the source of this 1197-nucleotide messenger RNA. RefSeq names its product Retrotransposable element Tf2 protein. Lineage: Eukaryota; Fungi; Basidiomycota; Agaricomycetes; Cantharellales; Ceratobasidiaceae. The transcript has a single exon. Bases 1 to 1197 code for a protein of 398 amino acids. The record is from RefSeq and is a predicted model, not a curated record.
AUGGCAAUUGAACUGCUUCCUGAUGCAAAACCCCAACAUGGUCCCAUAUAUAGUCUAGGGCCAAGGGAAGAUGCUGAACAGGAAACCAUUGAGAAGCAGCUCAAAGCAGGAUUAAUCUGCCCCUCUAAGUCCCCCAUGGCAUCACCAAUACUAUUUGUCAAGAAGAAAAAUGGGAAAUUAAGGAUGUGUGUGGAUUACCAGCGCUUAAAUAGCAUGACCAAGAAAAACGUCUACCCCCUUCCCUUGCCACAAAACCUCAUUGAGAAAUUACAAGGUGCUAAGAUCUUUAGUAAAUUUGAUCUUAAGGCAGGUUACAACUUAGUCAGAAUCAAAGAAAGCAAUGAAUGGAAAACAGCCUUCAAGACAAAAUAUGGACUAUUUGAAUACUUGGUUAUGCCUUUUGGAUUAACAAAUGCACCAGCAGUCUUUCAGGACAUGAUGAACAAAAUCUUCAGGGAUCUGUUAGAUGUCUAUGUCAUCAUUUACUUGGACAAUAUUCUAGUAUUUUCUUUGAACAAAAAAGACCAUGAGGCUCACGUCCAAGAGGUACUAAGUAGGUUACAAGACAAUAACCUUUUUUGUAACAUUGAAAAAUAUCAUUUCCACGUCAAGAAAAUCGACUAUUUAGGGUUCAUUAUAUCUGAGUUUGGCAUAGAAGUGGACCAAUCCAAAGUCACAGAUGCCAUGAAUUGGUCAAUGCAUAGGAAUGUCAAAAACAUACAAGAAUUCUUAGGAUUUGUGAACUUUUACAGACAAUUUAUCCCCAACUUUGGCAAUACGGUGCAACCCUUGUAUAAUUUGCUCAAAAAAGACAACCCUUGGAAAUGGGAGUCAGUGGAACAGCAAUCCUUUGAUAGUCUAAAGAAAUGUCUUACCUUGGCACCCCUACUAUUACAGCCAGAUACCACAAAACAGUUCUAUGUAGAGUGUGAUGCAUCAGAUUACGCCACUGGAGCUAUACUAUCCCAACACAACCCUGAAGGAAAAUUAGCCCCUGUAGCAUAUCUAUCAAAAUCCCUGUCUCCAGCCAAGAAGAAUUACGAUAUUUUUGAUAAGGAAUUACUGGCAGUCAUUAGGGCAUUCAAAGAAUGGCGUCAUUUGUUGGAAGGUUCUGAAUUGCCAGUCCAAGUUUUAAUGGAUCAUAAAAAUUUGGAGUAUUUUUCCACGUCUCAAUCCUUAAACAAACAUCAAAUUUGA